UGCCUCAAUAGUCUCUCCCACUAUUAUAUGCCCUCUCUUCCUCUCCACCCAUCCUCCGCCCCCUUCUCAUCGUCUCCUUUCUCACUUCAUCGGAAGAGUUCAUGUCGGACAAAGGUCGGCCCUUGCCAAAGUUUGGCGAGUGGGAUGUCAAUGAUCCUGCUUCUGCAGAGGGGUUCACUGUGAUCUUUAAUAAAGCCCGAGAUGAGAGGAAAACAGGGAGCAAUGCACGAGAAACAGACUCACCUGGGAAGGAGGAGACAGGUUUUAAACAUGGACCGUAUGCUUCUAAGUCUACUGCUAAGAAAUGGUUUUGCUGCAUGCAAGCAUCAGCAGAAUCAUGAGGAUGAAUGCUUGUGGUUUAUGAAUUAUGGUAUUGAUCGAGUGACGGGAAGUGCUGGCCACCAUUUAUAUCUGUUCCUGUUGACAUUUCAUUUGCAGUAGUUGAAGGUUAAGAUGGCUCGAGUGAGCAAGACUGGAAGAAAGCUGGGGAGGGUUGGAAAGGCUUAAGAGUCAUUCAUUUAUUCAUGUGAACAUAUGCAUAUUCGAAACUUAAAUUGAUCUCGUUUUCUUUUUCUAUUCCAUAUGUUAUACCAUUUUUGUUUCAGAUAA
Musa acuminata subsp. malaccensis (wild Malaysian banana) is the source of this 609-nucleotide messenger RNA. Its product is annotated as protein NOI4. Lineage: Eukaryota; Viridiplantae; Streptophyta; Magnoliopsida; Zingiberales; Musaceae. Gene Ontology annotation, cellular component: plasma membrane. The record is from RefSeq and is a predicted model, not a curated record.